Molecule: messenger RNA, 1747 nt
Organism: Manduca sexta (tobacco hornworm)
Lineage: Eukaryota; Metazoa; Arthropoda; Insecta; Lepidoptera; Sphingidae
Gene: PTTH
Product: prothoracicotropic hormone
Exons: 3
Coding region: 1030-1644 (204 amino acids)
Source: RefSeq, a predicted model, not a curated record
UCAGGAUUCAAUUACAUCUGAUUAUAAUAUAAAAAAAAUAUAUUUAUAUUCACCCCUGCCAGAGGCACAUAUCCAAUAAUGAUGAAUGGAUGACUACAUCGGCCUUCUGUCUUCCACGUUGGCCGAUGUGAAUUGGGCGAUUAUACCUAUGGGGCAUUCCACGUGAAGCGGGCACGCAAAAAAACUCGAUGUCUCAGAUAUUCGUAAUAUUUGAUUAUGUUAUACCUGUAUAUAAGAAUAAGAUAAUUUUUAUUUCGUGGACGUCUUAGGGAGGCUGAUCUUUAAGAAUUAUAGGUAUUAUGGUUAUAUCGAAAGUGAUUAGUUGUAAAUACUAACUAGCACUAUUGUUUGUUUUUUUUUUUGUUAAAAACAUUACCUUAUUGUAUACAUGCCACAUGUAUUAUAUACCCCAAAAAUAAUUGUGUAAAAGAAAAUUAUUAUAAAUACGAGUCUGCGUAUCCGAAAUCUGUAAUUCAUAGACAAAUUCCUCAUCAAUAAUAUGUAACAUUAAACAAUAAAUAAUAAAAAAUCAAUUAAUUUGAACAAAAAAUCUUACUCUAUUGCAGGAAAAUUAAGUUCAAUCAGUACGACUGUUUCUUGCGCUCCGCACUUAGAAAUUGGGAUAGUGAGAAAGGACGUGGGACAGCGACAAAAUGGCACUAGCUAUAACCGUCGCAUGUUCUAAAUAUGGCAAAAUUUCACUAUGUAUUACUAGCUCAUUGUUGGACAGGUGACCCUACACUUAUACUCCUUAUUGUUUAUCAUAAUAAUAUAACACAAAAGGGAUCUUGUGUCUAACUAAUGGAUCCAUUCAUUGACCCGUCAAUCAAACUUGGAUAUAUAAGGGUGAGAUUUUAUCCAGGAACACCAGUGUUCAUUGGAUAUUCAAGCUAACAGCAUUGCAAGGUAAGAAAUAAAUAAUUUUCGUAAUUAAAUCGUUUUAAAGCAUAUCUACUCCAUUAUAUGUUUUACUAAAUGAUUAAAUUUUAAAAAUUUUCUUCAGUACACGAAUGAAAUUUAUUUCAGAUCAUGAAACCUUUGAGAACAAUUAUAUUAUGUUCCUGUAUCUUCAUGGUAAUACAAUUCCUAGCACCUACGGCGAUGGCUAUUAAAAGAACUUCCAACAUUAAUGAAUACACUGUCGAAAAUGAAAGAACUCGCAAGAAACAGAAUUAUUUGCUGCACAGAAACAAGAACUCGUUCCGCGACAAAGACAAUUUCGGUUUGAUGUAUAAAACAGAGCCAUUUGAACCUGACGCCAAUCCUGAAGAAUUGUCAGCUUUUAUCGUUGAUUAUGCAAAUAUGAUCAGGAACGAUGUUAUCCUAUUAGAUAAUUCUGUCGAAACCCGAACACGGAAAAGAGGCAACAUUAAAGUGGAAGAAUAUAAUAAAGGUUUCAUAAACUUAGGAGAAAAUGUAUUUCCGAGUAAUAUAGAAACAAUAAAUUGUAGUACAAAUCAACAGCAAUCUUGUCCUCCUCCGUAUAUAUGCAAGGAGAGCAUAUACGAAAUAAAAAUAUUGAGAAAAAGAAAAUCCAUGGCAGAAAAGUCACUCGCUCGGCCUACUGACUUAGAAAUCGGGUGGGUCGCUGAAAGCCUACCUAUCAGCGUUGGAUGUAUAUGCACGAGGGAUUAUGUUAUCUAAGAUAAUAUUUCUAAUGCCAUGUAUUCAGAAGGAACAUUUGAGGCACCAUACCUAACACUCAACAUAUUUGGCAACAAAGCUCGUUAAUGUUUUUCAUGCAAAA